GUGUAAACCACCAUAAUCAACAAUGGACAUACGAAAAUUAAGUCAAUAAAAUGGUUUUAAAUCAAACAUUAACACAGCAAAACAAACUACCAAUUCUUGCAAACAUCUCCAUCAUUUAAGUAGAUUAAAUAUGGACAGCGGAAGUACUGGUCGGCAGUCGCGUCUGCUAGGAAGGUUACUCGGUAAACUACGUGGAGAACAUCGAUACUCGACUCUCGAUAAAAACUUCUCAUUUACAUCUACUGGCAUGAGUGAGAGUAUAGGCUGUGGUAGCAACGAAGACAAUGAUAUUUCACAACAAGCUGACGUAUCCAGCGGCACCAUUGACGAUGCACAAUUUGCUGCGAACAUUGACCUUAGAUACGGUGGCCAGUAUUUGACUCCAGAACAGCUGCCAGAAUUCUGUAACCAGCUUCAUCACCUGGUUGAAGUAAUCAGAAAUAUACAAUCUUACGCCAAAGUCACCGACGAGUAUCCGAGCGAGCUAGAGCGUCGUUUAGAGUGUGAAGCUCGCGAAGUGGUCGCACUCGCUCGUGAAGUGCGCAACGCCCGGGACGCGGCGUCGCGGACGCGCUUGCAGCGCCGAGCGUUGCGUUCUCAGCGCGCGCAGAUAAUUGCUCACCUCGCUAAGCUGAGGGAGGCUGGUAAAGGCAAGGUUCGUGAACUCGAGAACUCGAUAAGGUUGUCGGAUCGCAAACUCUACAAAAGUUGGGAGUCUUUACGUGACAGUAAUGAUUCAGCUGCGUUCGAGCCCUUGUUGGAGGAGGUUAGGAAUAAGCAAGCCGCCUUGGACUGCCUCAUUCGUUUGAUAGAAAAUCGACGAAAGAACAUCCCGGCUGCCCGCGCGCCGCGCGCCCUCCCUCCUCCGCCCGGGGAUGAUGAAGAUGUUGUCCAUAUAGGUGGUAUUAGAAAACGGCAAGACAAUCGUCGCACCAACAAGAGGAGAAGGAAGGAAUCAUCACGGGAGCCUAGGUCUAUUCCGCUAUCCGGAGAGCCUAGCCAUCAUAGUCCUCAACAGGUGACGUUGUAUAUCCAAGGGCCAGGGGUGUCAGAGAGCACGUCUCGGUUCCGUGCGGGCAGCGCGGGCGCGGUCACUCUGGGCUCGCUCGAACUGCCCACACCAGCUAGUGUCCGGGAUAUACUCUUCUUUACCGCCGACUGAUUUUAAUAUAAUGUGAAUUGCCAAGGAAAUUAUUAGUUAACUUAGAGCUGGGUAGCAGAUUCUCAACGAAUGGCAGUAGAAUGUAAAGAAUUUCUAGGUACUUGUGAAAAAGGCCAAUCGGAAACUUAGACCUUAUAAACAGUAUGCGACGACAAGUGAUUACAAUUAAAAAUCGAUAACCACAAAAAUAGGAGUCAUGUGGGAGUGAUCAAAACAUAUAUUUUACUAAAGAAAUGGGUUAUCCGUUUAGUUGUCGUUUUUUCAUACGCACGACAUAAUGAUUAUUUUUAUUAAAUAAAAGUUUUUACUGAUA
This is a messenger RNA of Nymphalis io (European peacock), 1475 nucleotides long. RefSeq lists its product as uncharacterized. Bases 131 to 1162 code for a protein of 343 amino acids. The record is from RefSeq and is a predicted model, not a curated record. The transcript is spliced from 9 exons. NCBI's taxonomy places the organism in Eukaryota, Metazoa, Arthropoda, Insecta, Lepidoptera, Nymphalidae.